CUUCCAUUUUGCGAUUGCCCUCCCGCUUGCCUGGGCGGGCCCAGAGGUUCCAGGUUUCUCUUCACAAGGAAGGCUGGUGGCAGUCGAGCGGAGCUCCGCCAGUUCAAGUCACAUGCUUUGUUUUGGCGGUGAGGGCAGUUUUAGCAGGCUGUGUUUGGUUCUCUUCGGAUGCCCUAACAAAAAGCAAAAGCCCUUCCAGGUUUGUUCCUGAAGGCGCAACUUGGAUUGCUCGCUGAACUUCUCCCUUCUUCCUCAUCACCUCGGCAGUGAUCGUAUUCUACGCCGCCGCCGCAGCGCCUCCAUCCUUCCUUCGCGAACCUGCGGGAGGCAACAUGGCAAGCGCCACGAACGACCCAAGCAUUUACAAAGGGCCCGUCGGACCCCUCCGCCACCGCUGCCCGCAAUGCACAGCAACAGGCCCCAAGCUCCUCCGAUGCAGCGGCUGUCGCGCUGUCCGCUACUGCGGCCGUGACCACCAGGUCGCCCACAGGACUAUGCACAAAUCCGCUUGCACCAAGAUCAGGAAAGCCCGCGCCAAGGUCGCCGAAGAAGACCACCGUAUUCGCAACGCCACGCCAGACUUCAUGACCCCAGCCAACGCAUUCGAGACAGACGUCGGCCACUUCUGGGGCCUCGUCCACACGCGCGACUACAUGCGCGCGCGCUUCGACCUGGCCGAGCAGCUACUCCAGCUAGGCACAUUCGACGGCGUGACCGAGGCCCUCGAGCACAUGCGGGAUAUGCUGAGGCUGUGUCGGGGCGACAACCUUGGGUUGCGGAACAUCGUGCCGGCGAUCAUGCUGCGACUGGAUCUCGACCAAGAGUGCUAUGAUUUCGUCAAGUGGUGGGCGACGUGCGACCCAGACGGCCACUACGAUUGGGGCGACACAACGUUGCCGUACCUCAAUAUCCGAGGGGCUGACGUGCUUGAGGAUCCGGGUUUUCUUCUUGGCAAAUAUGCGGCGUUGAACCACGUUAUUGCUGUUCUGCUGCUGAAGCUGAAGCUGCUCGUCGACAUUCGCAGUCUGAAGAUCACCCGAAAGAUCCUCGCCCGGCGCCGCCUCCCCUUGGAGCUUUGGAAGCAGAUCGAACUGGAAGCCAUCCGGAGUCCCCUCUCCGCUAAGCUUCAGAAAGAGUCACCCGAGUCACUGCUCAAGUUAGAGGCGAAGCUCCUAAACCACAUCCGCCAGCUCGGCACUACCCUGGUCAAAGUCAAUCAGCACUUCAUGUUCCACCUCUUCGAUCCAGACGAAGCACUCUCCGCCAAGCCCAUGGCAUUCUCAUUCGGCUCCUGGGAAGAAAUGGCCCUCGCGAUGCAGAACUCGUACGCCGCGUGGUGGGAGACGGAAGGCGUCCUAGACCUGCUGAAGGACGCGCGUGCGUGCGCGGCGCGGGACUCGGAGAACGAGAUUGAAGGCAUGAUGGAGAGCGAAACGUUCAGGUCGGGGGCGGGCUCGCGCCGGACGGCGGAGCAGCUGCUCGCGGACGUGAGCGUGAACCGGAUCUGGGGAUACUUGGACUACGCGGUCGAGAACGCCUCGUACUUGGGCCCCUGGUCUGAGCGGCCUUCUGAGAGGCAUACGAGGGAGAAUAGGGAGAGUUGGGAGAGGGCUGCGAGAGAGGAGGCAGAACUCGAGGCCUCGCUUGAUGAAGAGGAGUGGAGUGACAGUGAAUAGCUUUCUCUUUGUCAGAUACUCUCAAGAGUGUUAUGGCCUCGUUUGCGCCGAAAAGUUUGCAUCCUUGUGCCCAACCAAAACCGCAUACAGCGGGCCAGCAGCGUGGGAAGGCCGUCUUUCAGCCGGAACAUGUCCUUGAUGGCAUGUAUAGCACGAGACUUGCCUGUGGCCCCCUCGACCAAUCGCUCCUCGAAAAGAUCUGUCGAAAAGCCUGGGAAUAAAAGCGAAGCUUGACUUCCCUCUUACAGUGCAUACACUAUGUGCAUGCAACCACUGUUACAGAGCUCACCCUGAAGCUUCGCUUCAAUGAAAAAUAGGGACCCUAUGGCGACUAUCUGCGUCUGCAAGUCUAAAGCGAAGCCGAGCGGUAAGUUACCUACGGAAAAUUAAC
Molecule: messenger RNA, 2067 nt
Organism: Thermothielavioides terrestris NRRL 8126
Lineage: Eukaryota; Fungi; Ascomycota; Sordariomycetes; Sordariales; Chaetomiaceae
Exons: 1
Coding region: 333-1676 (447 amino acids)
Source: RefSeq, a predicted model, not a curated record